Molecule: messenger RNA, 1960 nt
Organism: Mangifera indica (mango)
Lineage: Eukaryota; Viridiplantae; Streptophyta; Magnoliopsida; Sapindales; Anacardiaceae
Product: auxin transporter-like protein 5
Exons: 8
Coding region: 181-1662 (493 amino acids)
Cellular component (GO): plasma membrane
Source: RefSeq, a predicted model, not a curated record
AAACAGCUGUGCGGUAUUGUAUAUAUAUAUCUCUAUAUCUAUAUGCUCUUCUUCACCUCCAUUGUAGCACAGAAUUAAAAACAAACAAACCAAGUCAUCAAUAGAGAGAUAGAGUGAGUGAGUGCGGUAUUGUAGAACUCACUGAGUACUAAGAAAGAGAUAAGAGUGAGUGAGAGAGAAAUGGCAGCCGAUAAGGUUGUGGAGACAGUGAUUGUCGGGAAUUAUGUAGAGAUGGAGACUGAAGGGAAGCCACAGGAUAUCAAAUCAAAGCUCUCUAAGUUCUUCUGGCAUGGCGGUUCUGUUUAUGACGCUUGGUUUAGCUGUGCUUCUAAUCAGGUGGCUCAAGUGUUGCUUACACUUCCAUACUCGUUUUCUCAGCUGGGGAUGCUCUCAGGCAUUCUAUUUCAACUCUUUUAUGGGCUGAUGGGGAGCUGGACGGCUUAUCUUAUUAGCAUACUCUAUGUAGAAUAUAGAACAAGGAAAGAAAGAGAAAAAGUUGAUUUCAGAAACCAUGUUAUUCAGUGGUUCGAAGUUCUUGAUGGGCUCCUUGGAAAGCACUGGAGGAACGUGGGUUUGGCUUUUAACUGCACUUUUCUUCUGUUUGGAUCCGUGAUUCAACUCAUAGCUUGUGCAAGCAAUAUAUAUUACAUAAAUGACAAUCUUGACAAGAGGACCUGGACUUACAUCUUCGGGGCUUGUUGCGCAACCACAGUCUUUAUCCCUUCAUUUCACAACUACAGAAUUUGGUCUUUUAUUGGCCUCGUGAUGACAACUUACACAGCUUGGUAUCUCACCAUUGCUUCUCUCAUCCAUGGCCAGGUGGAAGGAGUGAAACAUUCAGGUCCAACCAAGUUGGUGUUAUACUUUACAGGAGCCACAAACAUUCUCUACACAUUUGGGGGACAUGCCGUUACUGUGGAGAUAAUGCACGCUAUGUGGAAGCCUCAAAAGUUCAAGGCCAUAUACUUAUUGGCGACUCUGUAUGUAUUGACACUGACACUGCCCUCCGCAUCAGCUGUUUACUGGGCAUUUGGAGACAUGCUUCUUAGUCACUCCAACGCCUUUGCCCUUCUCCCCAAAUCCCCCUUCCGAGACAUGGCUGUCAUUUUAAUGCUCAUCCACCAGUUUAUUACAUUUGGAUUUGCCUGCACGCCAUUGUAUUUUGUAUGGGAGAAAGCCAUAGGGUUGCAUGAGUGCAAGAGUUUAUGCAAAAGAGCAGCAGCCAGAUUGCCUGUGGUCAUCCCCAUUUGGUUCUUGGCUAUCAUCUUCCCAUUUUUUGGCCCCAUAAACUCGACCGUUGGAUCACUUCUGGUCAGCUUCACUGUCUACAUUAUCCCUGCCUUAGCCCACGUCUUCACCUUCAAAUCAGCGGCUGCCCGAGAGAAUGCGGUUGAGCAGCCACCAAGGUUCGUUGGGCGAUGGAUUGGCACAUAUACAAUCAAUGUGUUUAUAGUGGUGUGGGUGCUGGUGGUUGGGUUUGGGUUCGGAGGGUGGGCAAGCAUGAUCAAUUUUAUUCACCAAAUUGACACAUUUGGGCUGUUCACUAAAUGUUACCAGUGUCCACCACAAGCACUGCCGCCACCACCUCCUCAUACUCUCAACACCACUGCCCCACCACCUCUCCAUCACCCCACCAUGAAUCACACUCAUCACAGCCUUUGAUUAGGCACCCAAAACAGUACUAGCUAACACCAAGUGUUCCCACCAAUUGCAACCAUAAUGUUAGCUUCACGCACUCUUAGCUGUUUAGACUGUAGACAGAGAAAUUAAAGCCAUCAAUAUAAAAUGUAUUUGGCUAGUUAUGAAGUCGUGACUAUCCAUACCCAUACGCAGCCUUAAUUCUCUGUCUCCUUUGUUUAGAUUACUGAGUUUGUUAUGCCUUUCUAGGAUAAGAAAAAUUUGUACCCAAAACUGGAAAUUUGUGCUCUCUAGUUAUGUGUUUUAAAAUGCUUAUUUCUCA